Messenger RNA from Lipotes vexillifer (Yangtze River dolphin), 909 nucleotides. RefSeq names its product family with sequence similarity 170 member A (gene FAM170A). Gene Ontology annotation, cellular component: nucleus. The transcript is spliced from 3 exons. Gene Ontology annotation, biological process: fertilization. NCBI's taxonomy places the organism in Eukaryota, Metazoa, Chordata, Mammalia, Artiodactyla, Lipotidae. The coding region runs from base 1 to 909 and encodes 302 amino acids. The record is from RefSeq and is a predicted model, not a curated record.
AUGAAACGGCGACAAAAGAGGAAACAUCUGGAAUAUGAAGAGUCCCAGGAAACUGCCAAGAAGGGAGGAGGAAUCUCGAAGUCACAAGAGGAUUCCCCUCACCUCGGAUCCACUGUGGUGGCCCAAGGCUGCAGCCCAGGUUCAGGGGGGCUCUCCUCUGCCUCUGAAUACUUCUCCUGUGCUUCAUCUCCGCGCAAGCUCGUGUGCAGUGAAAUCCAGAAAUUACAUCGAGACACUGCCCAGCCUAGAGCACCCCUAGCCCAGGUUCAGGAACGAGGGGUGACCGCUCCCCCAUCACAGUAUGUCUCCUUCUCAUCCUGUGAGGCCUCUCUGUAUACAGACAAAGAGGAAAGGGGCAUGAAAAUAUUCUACAUGCGGGUACAAGUGAACAAGGGUGUAGCUGUCUCCUGGAUGAUAGAGAAACCCUUGGCGUUGCAAGAAAAGCAGCUGAGGAGAGAAGUGACCCUUCCUGGCAAUGCCACCUAUCAUGUGUCCACCAGAAACCUGUCUGACAGUGAGCCCACUGGAGCGGAGAAUAAGUAUGAGGAAAGGGCAGACAGCCCAUCAGGGUCACCUGCAGUCAAGGAGACAACCAGGGCCAAGACACCAGACUGGCUGGUGACCAUGGAGAUGGGCUUCAGGUGCAUGGCCUGCUGCCGGGUCUUCCCCACCUUGGAGAUCCUCCAGCAGCACGUGCAGUACGGCGUCCAGGAGGGCUUCAGCUGCCACGUCUUUCAUCUCACCAUGUCCAAGCUGAUGGGGAAUGUAGAAUCCAAGAGCACCUCUGAGGAGGAGAAAGAGAAGCAAGAAGAAAAGGAGAAUGAGGGGCAGCAGCCCAUGGGGGAAGACCUCUGCCCGAGGAGCCAGUAUCCAGUCUAUGUGUUUCAUUCUCCAAAGGACAGGAAGUGA